ACAGAGAAAAAACAUCCGCUGAUGCCUUUCCCUCCACACCCAUUUCCCCUUUAUAUAGCUCUUUUGGCGUUUACUUGAGGUGGACUAAGGAAGAUUUCUGAAGAGCAAGUCAGCUUGGACCCCAUCUGUUCAGACCAGCAGAGAAAACAGAUUGCCCUCUUGAGGAACCCUAAUAGCAUUGCAUCAACUUCAUUUUCCUUUUCUACUCUGUGAAAGCCCAGGUGGCCACGACCUCUUCCGCACUUGCUUGCAAUCUACAAGCAGAACAGAAGAUCAGCCUGGACCCCAGCUACUCAGAAUUGAAGGGGAAGAGCCAUCAUGAGUGAGGUCAGCAGCAAGAACUCUCUGGAGAAAAUUCUUCCACAGCUGAAAUGCCAUUUCACGUGGAAUUUAUUUCAGAAAGACAGUCUCUCACAUGAUCUAGAAGAUAGAGUGCGUAACCAGAUUGAAUUUUUAAACACUGAGUGCAAAGCUACCACGUACAACUUGUUGGCCUACAUAAAACACCUGCAUGGUCAAAACGAGGCAGCCCUGGAAUACUUACAGCAAGCUGAAGAAUUAAUCCAACGAGAACGCACUGACCAGGUAGAAAUCCGAAGUCUGGUCACCUGGGGAAACUACGCCUGGGUCUACUAUCACCUAGGCAGGUUCUCAGAAGCUCAGGUAUAUGUAGACAAGGUAAAACACCUAUGCGAGAAGUUUUCAAACCCUUACAGUAUUGAGUGUCCUGAGCUUGACUCUGAAGAAGGUUGGACACUGCUACAAUGUGGAGGAAAGUGGAAUGAAAGGGCGAAGGUUUGUUUUGAGAAGGCUCUGGAAGAGAAACCCAAGAACCCAGAAUUCUCCUCCGGACUGGCAAUUGCGAUGUACUGUCUGGAUGAUAAACCACAGAAGCAGUGCUCUGUCAGUGUUCUGAAGCAGGCCAUUGAGCUCAGUCCUGACAACCAGUAUAUCAAAGUUCUCUUGGCCCUGAAAUUGCAAAAGAUCAAUAAAGAAGCUGAAGGGGAACCAUUGGUUAUAGAGGCCCUGGAGAAAGCUCCUUGCCAAACUGACAUCCUUCACAGUGCAGCCAAAUUUUACCAAAAGAAAGGUGAUCUAGACAAAGCUAUUGAACUGUUAAAAAAAGCAUUGGAAUCCAUGCCAAACAAUAGCCACCUCUGUUACCUGAUUUCAGGCUGCUAUACUGCGAAAGUCAGACAAAUUGAGAACACAGGGUAUUCUAACGCUAGCUGGAAUAGAGAGAAGAUAGAAGAACUAAGCAAAUAUGCUAGAGACUAUUCAGAAAAAGCUAUUGAGAAGGUACUAAAUCCUCUGAAUGCGUAUUCUGAUCUCGCUGAGCCAGAAACAGAAUGUUAUCAGACAGCUUUCAACAAGGAGCUGCCCAAUGCUGAGAUGAAACAAUUCCAUCAGCUCUCUUGCAACUUUCAGGAGUAUCAUGGGAAGUCUGAAGACACUCCUGUUCAACAUUAUUUAAAGGAUUUGUCCAUAAGCAUAAAAUCAACUGAGAAAGAAAAGGAGAAAUGCCAACCACAGAACGUAGCUGAAAAUCAGCUUCCACAAAAUGCACCAAAUUCUUGGUAUCUCCAAGGAUUAAUUCACAAGAAGAAUGGAUAUCUGCUGCAAGCAGCCGAAUGUUUUGAGAAGGAACUGGGCCGCUUGCUAAGGGACAGCCCUUCAGGCAUAAGCAGCAUUUUCUUGCCAGCGUCAGAACUCAAAGAAGGCAGUGAGGAAGUUGGCCAGGGUGCAGAUAGCUCCACUCUCAGAGAGCUCCCUGACCCCUGAGCUGAAACAGAAAGGAGGGAAAGGAACAGAGAGGAGGAAGCCUGGAAUGGUAGUCAUGAUGGGGCAAAGGGUGGAAAGGGAAGAGUUCCCCAAUCUGAGCUUGCUGAACAAGGUAGUCUUGCUUAUUACAUUAAGAUACAUUGUUAGAGAAUUGUUUUCUCAUGUCUGUCUCCCCUGUCCAUACCAGCCACACACAGUUCCCUAGUCUGCAGGUCUUAUAAUGAAUUACUACUAGAAAUAGCCCUUCAGACCUGUGCGAUGUCAUUAGUUCUCAGUUUGCACUCAGUUCACCAGAAGUACCCCCUUUCUGCCCUUCUUGCCAAGGUUCAUCAUUCUGCCUACCAACAGAAUCUCACAUCUGUCAUCCCAUUACGAUUUAACCUCCUGAGCCUCCUGGAAGACUAGUUUUUGACUAAUCCCGCAAUAUUCCUUAUAUGUUGCUCUUAACUUCAGCUCUGUGUGUGUGUGUGUGUAUUCUUGAUAGUGACACUGGAAUUAACAUGUGUUCUUGAUAGUAAUUCUACAAUAAAUUUUAAAAUUUCCAUUUGGGAUAGAAGUA
Molecule: messenger RNA, 2341 nt
Organism: Pteropus alecto (black flying fox)
Lineage: Eukaryota; Metazoa; Chordata; Mammalia; Chiroptera; Pteropodidae
Gene: IFIT3
Product: interferon induced protein with tetratricopeptide repeats 3
Exons: 3
Coding region: 319-1782 (487 amino acids)
Biological process (GO): defense response to virus
Cellular component (GO): cytosol
Molecular function (GO): protein binding
Source: RefSeq, a predicted model, not a curated record